Molecule: messenger RNA, 1542 nt
Organism: Adelges cooleyi (spruce gall adelgid)
Lineage: Eukaryota; Metazoa; Arthropoda; Insecta; Hemiptera; Adelgidae
Product: RYamide receptor
Exons: 9
Coding region: 173-1441 (422 amino acids)
Biological process (GO): G protein-coupled receptor signaling pathway
Cellular component (GO): membrane
Molecular function (GO): neuropeptide Y receptor activity
Source: RefSeq, a predicted model, not a curated record
CACAAAGCUGUGUGUUCACUCAGUGUGUUGUUUCUUCCGCGUUGUCUUCAUUUUGAUUGGUUGUGGAUACGAAGAAGAACUCUGAAAAAAAAAACACGAUGAAAUAUAAUUAUGUAUACAUGUAAAUAUUUACAUCCGAAAACGAAUAUCGCCUAACAGUUUACCAACCAGCAUGGAAGUGGACUACGUAGCUUGUGAUAUUUCAUCAGAAAUCGGAAAUCUCACAAACAACAUAUCUGCAUCAUUUAGUUAUUGCACCAAUCAGACUGAUAUAUAUACUGAAGCGACAGUACUUUAUGAUGUGCCGGUUAGCAUUGUUGUUCUUUUGUCAAUGUUCUAUGGGACAAUAUCUGUUAUGGCGGUAGUUGGAAAUGCGCUAGUAAUAUGGAUAGUGACUUCGAGUCGCCGUAUGCACAAUGUAACAAAUUGUUACAUAGCAAACUUAGCGUUGGCCGAUAUUAUCAUUGGCUUAUUUUCCAUACCGUUUCAAUUCCAGGCGGCUCUUUUGCAACGAUGGAAUUUACCAGCGUUUAUGUGCCCGUUUUGUCCAUUUAUACAAGUCCUGUCAGUGAACGUAAGUAUUUUUACACUGACCGCAAUCGCAAUCGAUCGGCAUCGUGCCAUACUGAGUCCACUCAGCGCAGUUCCGUCGAAAUUUCGCGCAAAACUCUCAAUAGCUGCCAUCUGGGUAGUAGCUUUCAUUCUUGCUACACCAAUGGCUAUUGCUCUUAGAGUAGAGAUUCUGAGCUACGCCGACGGAGCCGGCUGGAAACCGUUCUGUCACAAUAUGCGUUUACCGGAACGGACCAUGUUCAUGUACAGGGUGACGUUGCUAUUCGUGCAAUAUGUGGUGCCGGUCAUCAUCAUAACGGUCGUGUACGUGAGAAUGGCCUUGCGGUUGUGGGGAUCGCACGCACCGGGCAACGCACAGGACAGCCGGGACGCAAAUCUUAUGCGAAACAAAAAGAAAGUUAUAAAAAUGUUAGUAAUCGUCGUUGGACUGUUCGUUUUGUGUUGGCUGCCAUUGCAAACGUACAAUGUACUUCAGGACAUUUUUCCAUCAAUUAAUCAGUUUCGUUACAUCAACAUCGUUUUUUUUUGCUGCGAUUGGUUGGCGAUGAGUAACAGCUGUUACAAUCCCUUUAUUUACGGCAUUUACAACGAAAAAUUUAAACGCGAAUUCCGAGUGAAGCUGCGUCAUUUCCGACGGGGUGGGGUUGGGAGAUCAAAUACUCAUCACACCAGGUCGCCGUCGGUACGGUCGACAACGUUAUCAGAAUGGAGAAGAGGAUAUUCCAUACGAACGAACAGGACGAACUUAAACGGAUUGACCGAAGGCAACUCGAGGCGAGACGACUUGGACAUGUACGUGUACAAGUCGGGCAAGAUCACAUUGGUCAAAUGUGGCAGCCAUUCUGAUCUCGAAGAGCUGUGUUUAUAAAUACAAAAAAACAAUUGAUAAUUAUGCAAUUGAUAAAUGAUGCUCAUAGUGUAAAAUAUAAUUUUGUUUAAUAGCGAUUUAUAAAAUAAACGUAGCGAUUA